This is a messenger RNA of Artibeus jamaicensis (Jamaican fruit-eating bat), 5833 nucleotides long. It is a transcript of the gene LRRC8B, whose product is annotated as leucine rich repeat containing 8 VRAC subunit B. Bases 272 to 2683 code for a protein of 803 amino acids. The record is from RefSeq and is a predicted model, not a curated record. Gene Ontology annotation, molecular function: protein binding. NCBI's taxonomy places the organism in Eukaryota, Metazoa, Chordata, Mammalia, Chiroptera, Phyllostomidae. The transcript is spliced from 5 exons.
AAGUGCGGGCGCCAGGGCGCCGCCUGCGCGCCCCGAGCGGCGCAGGGUGUACGCCGCAGCGAGCGCGGGCGUCCGGGGCUGGAUUCACGCAGGAAUAUCUCAGACAGAAACUAAUUGCAGAGGUUCCGGUUGACCAGCAUUCACAGGAAUGAAGACAAAUACAGAGAUGGUGUGUCUAAGAAAUUUUAAAAGGUGUAGGCCUCCUGAUUGAAGCAUUGUUGAAUUACUGGAAUCAUUUUUAUUGACUUUCUGUACUCCUACAGGGGAAGUCAUGAUUACACUAACAGAGCUAAAAUGUUUAGCAGACGCCCAGUCAUCUUAUCAUAUCCUAAAACCGUGGUGGGACGUCUUCUGGUAUUACAUCACCCUGGUCAUGCUGCUGGUGGCCGUGCUGGCCGGAGCACUCCAGCUCACGCAAAGCAGGGUUCUGUGCUGUCUUCCGUGUAAGGUGGAAUUCGACAAUCACUGCACUGUGCCUUGGCACAUCCUGAAAGCCAGUGUGAACACGUCCUCUGACCCUGGGACACCGCUUCCGCUCCCCCUCAGGAUCCAAAACGACCUCCACCGACAGCAGUACUCCUACAUCGACGCCGUCUGCUAUGAAAAACAGCUCCACUGGUUCGCAAAGUUUUUUCCCUACCUGGUGCUCUUGCACACGCUGAUCUUUGCAGCCUGCAGCAACUUCUGGCUUCACUACCCCAGCACCAGUUCCAGGCUUGAGCAUUUUGUGGCCAUCCUUCACAAAUGCUUUGAUUCCCCAUGGACCACCCGCGCCCUGUCAGAGACCGUGGCUGAGCAGUCGGUGAGGCCCCUGACACUCUCCAAGUCCAAGGUUUUGCUUUCAUCCUCAGGGUGUUCAGCUGAUGUUGAUGCCAAUAAGCAGUCAUUGCCCUACCCGCAGCCUGGCUUGGAGUCAGCUGGCAUAGAAAGCCCAACUUCCAGUGUCCUGGACAAGAAGGAGGGCGAACAGGCCAAAGCCAUCUUUGAAAAAGUGAAAAGGUUCCGUAUGCACGUGGAGCAGAAAGAUAUCAUUUACAGGAUUUAUCUGAAGCAGAUAAUAGUCAAGGUCAUUUUGUUUGUCCUCAUCAUAACUUAUGUUCCAUAUUUUUUAACCUAUAUCACCCUUGAAAUUGACUGUUCCAUUGAUGUGCAGGCUUUUACAGGAUAUAAGCGGUACCAGUGUGUCUAUUCCUUGGCAGAAAUAUUUAAGGUCCUGGCUUCGUUUUAUGUCAUUUUGGUUAUCCUUUAUGGCCUCACCUCCUCCUACAGCUUGUGGUGGAUGCUGAGAAGCUCCCUGAAGCAAUAUUCCUUUGAGGCACUGAGAGAAAAAAGCAAAUACAGUGACAUACCUGACGUCAAGAAUGACUUCGCUUUCAUCCUCCAUCUGGCUGAUCAGUACGAUCCUCUUUAUUCCAAACGCUUCUCCAUAUUCCUGUCAGAGGUCAGCGAGAACAAACUGAAACAGAUCAACCUCAAUAACGAGUGGACAGUUGAGAAACUGAAAAGCAAGCUGGUGAAAAAUUCCCAGGACAAGAUAGAGCUGCAUCUCUUCAUGCUAAACGGUCUUCCAGACAAUGUGUUCGAGCUAACCGAAAUCGAAGUGCUCAGCCUGGAGCUGAUUCCUGAGGUCAAGCUGCCCUCCUCAGUCUCACAGCUGGUCAACCUCAGGGAGCUUCAUGUGUACCAUUCGUCUCUGGUGGUCGACCACCCUGCCCUGGCCUUUCUAGAGGAGAAUUUAAAAAUUCUCCGCCUGAAAUUUACUGAAAUGGGGAAAAUUCCACGCUGGGUAUUUCACCUGAAGAAUCUCAAGGAACUUUAUCUGUCGGGUUGUGUCCUACCCGAGCAGCUGAGCACCAUGCAGAUGGAGGGCUUUCAGGACUUAAAAAACCUCAGGACCCUCUACUUGAAGAGCAGCCUGUCCCGGAUCCCACAAGUCAUUACAGACCUCCUGCCUUCCCUGCAGAAGCUGUCCCUCAAUAACGAGGGAAGCAAACUGGUUGUAUUGAACAACCUGAAAAAGAUGGUCAAUCUGAAAAGUUUAGAGCUGAUCAGCUGUGACCUCGAACGCAUUCCACACUCCAUUUUCAGUCUGAACAAUUUGCAUGAGUUAGACCUAAAAGAAAAUAACCUUAAAACUGUGGAAGAGGUCAUUAGCUUUCAGCAUCUCCAAAAUCUUUCCUGCUUAAAACUGUGGCACAAUAACAUUGCUUAUAUUCCUGCCCAAAUUGGGGCAUUAUCUAAUCUGGAGCAGCUGUUUUUGGACCAUAAUAAUAUUGAGAAUCUACCCCUGCAGCUUUUUCUAUGCACCAAACUACAUUAUUUGGAUCUAAGCUAUAACCACCUGACCUUCAUUCCAGAAGAAAUCCAAUAUUUGAGUAAUUUGCAGUACUUUGCUGUGACCAACAACAAUAUUGAGAUGCUGCCAGAUGGGCUGUUUCAGUGCAAAAAGCUGCAGUGUUUACUUUUGGGGAAAAAUAGCCUGGUGAGCUUGUCCCCUCACGUGGGUGAGCUGCCGAACCUUACUCACCUGGAGCUCGUCGGUAACUACCUGGAAACUCUCCCUCCUGAACUGGAAGCCUGUCAGUCCCUAAAGCGGAGCUGCCUGAUUGUCGAGGAGAAUUUGCUCAACACUCUUCCUCUGCCCGUGGCUGAGCGGUUGCAGUCGUGCUUGGAUAAAUGCUGACCUAAAAUGUCCUAACUUAUAAAGAUUAAAAAAUGGGGGAUAAUUAUGACUCACUAUAACCAAAUGUGUUAUUAAAGCAACUCGGUGUCAGGCCCUAAAUCAAGCAGGUAAAAAACGUUAACACGGAACUAACUGAGUUUUGUGAACAAAUUGAUCUUUCUUUUACUUACUGACUUGUAAGAAGUACACUUCGAGAGUGGAAUGGGGAACAUGAAGUUAUUGAACCUCUACUUUGCAGUUAUUACCUUGAAGAUUAUUCUGUCUUCUCCCUCCCCAGUCCCCAUUACUUAUUUGCACACUUGUUGUAACUGACUUCGUUUGGAUGUUUAUCACCUAGAUCAUAAACUCAUAUAAAUUUUCUUGAUGUACACUCAGCGCUGUCUUCGAUUUAUGUUCUUAGUUAUUUUUAGGCAGGGUGCCUUGUGCUUGGCCGAGUCCCGUCUUGGCUUCUUACUUCCUGUCCCAGCUCGCUCCAGUCCUCCUGCAUCUGGUUCUCUCUGAACAGCGAUGAGCCCUGGGAAAGUGCCUGCUGUUGGCCUUUGCGUAGGAGAAGAGCAGGGUACGUAGGGUUUGUCGCCCUUGGGACAUCCCGAAGAUUCAUGUAGUCUCUGAAAUUUCUUCUCAUGAAACAUCAAAUCCUUUUUUAUUUGCUAGUAUGUUUUUAUAUUAAAUGUAAAACAAGUAUUUUUAUUGUUCACUCAUGGAUCCCAAACCUGCAGGAAUAGUUUUUGUACGGUACGAAGAACACAUGCAUUGCUCUAAGGAUUUACUAUGAAUACUCUUGUGUUGGCUGCUUAUGAUUCUCAUACUUGUGUGCAUUCUCCACAGUGUUCUUUGUGCUCUGUGACUGGUUACUUUUGGAUCACAAAAGCCUGUGUUUCAGGCCCUGACACAUGGAGGGGUUUCCUUCUAAGAGGACGGCCACAUCAUCUGCCUCUCUCUUCCCCGUGGCUGUGCUGUUGUACGGGUGCAGUUCUUCACUACUUCAGAGACCGAUGGAGAGGAGAGGUAGAGAUUUCGAUCUUUAACACUGACUUCAAAAUACCUUGUAGAAAUUGAGUUAAAGCAAAAACUUUACUUUCUUCUCCAUCUGUGUGAUCUAUAGAUACAAUUAUAAGAACCGCCUCUAUUCAGAGUUUAAGAUGAGUUCUUAAGAUCACAAGGAAAUAGAUCUAUUUAACUGGAAUUUAUCUCACGCCUUUGUUGAACUUUUCUGGAAUACAUUUUGCUCCUUUUCAAAAAAGAGCUUUUGUGUUUGGCCUUUUAUCAUGCAUUGUUGUAAAGUGAAAAUGAACUGACUCAUUUUGGGGAAAUGUACGUUUUUACUGUGUUUUUCUCUAAUGGGUCUGGGCGUAAUGAUGCCGCCUGAGUCUGGGUGUAACUAUGAGGCAAUCUGUUAAGCGCCCGAGACAAAACUGGAAAACACUGUGGGUAAAAAGAACUGUGAUGUACGCUGUUUUUCUUGCUUUGCCCAUUCCAAAAAGAUGAAAGUGAGUCUUUAUAACACAGUGUAGCUUUGCUCACCUGUCACACACCCCUGGACUAAAUCUCAGAGAAAAGAAUUGUUCGCAUCAAAUGAAAUUGGAAUAAUAUGAGCUAUAAAAAAAAUAAGACACCAAAGGCUACCUAAACCUUAUUGUUUAUUCUAAAUGAGAAGAAAUGGUGUAAAAAUGUAAUUCUUACCAAAACUUGCCUUUAGUCAAAACAUUCAAGUUCUCAGGGACCCAGGCAUAACUGAUGAAACUUUCUUUUAGGACUUCGGAAAACUGUAUCUGAGGGCAGGGGGUGGGGGUUGCUAUGUGAGUUGGUGGUCAUUGGAAUGUUUCACGAUAGAUGUGUAUUCCUUCCAUUGUUAGGUAGGAUUAUCUUAAGUUUUGGACGUGACCGUGAUACAUGGAGAGGUAUUUAAAUGUUCUUGGAACUUAAAUGCUUUUGGACAAAUAAUUAGCCAUUAAUGCACCUGAAAAACUUCACCCCAUUUUUUCUGAACGAGCGUUCAAAACAAAUUUUACAUUGUUACCAUGACAAUCUAGAAGUUCACCAUGGCUAGUCGUUGGUUUUGUUCACAUGCAGAAGUCAUUGGCUAAACCUUCCUUAUCACCUCUCUGAAUUUCUGGACACAGGCUGCUAUCAGGAUCAAUAAUGAGUAUUAUAAGUGUGUCUCCAAACACAAGGGUAUAUAUAGUAACCAGUGCAAGUUCUGUUCUUGAUGCCAAAGUUUUUAGAUUUCUUUUUUAUGUCAUGACGUCUGACACACCAGUCUUUAGGUAGCUUUGGAAGUGACAGGGCACUGAUGGGAUGAACUCUGAGGCCACCACUUGACACUCAGCAUGAGUUUGAUGCCACCUUUACCACAUUGUUGGGGCAGGAGCAGAUCAUAUCAUAAGUGUUCAUAUUCUUUUAAGAGGAUUUUAAAUGAAGAAAAAUGAAGUUUGUUCACUUGUGAAAGUUAGUUGGUAUUUGAUUUCCAAUGAUGGCAGUGCAUUUUCCAAAACAAAAUAGAUGUGGGUGUUACUCAGAACAAAGCCGAUGGCCUGUGCUAGCAGUGGGGUGGGUUCAUUUACACGCACACAGGCAGAUGCACACACACACCCCAUGCAUGCAAAACAUAGCUUAUUAGUUUCGGAUGGGUUCGUGUUUCUCCCAGGGUUGCAAGAGGUUAAUGAUAAGAUACUCCUUUUUAUUCGUUACUUGUAACUAUGGAGCGUUCUAUUCCCUUGGUUAUAUUUAAAAGAAAACUGAACACUCAGCCUGAGUCUGAGAACCUAGGCGGUCUGGAGCAUUUCCGGUAAGUAGUGUUCUUUCCCCAGCCUCCAUCGGGGUACGUUCUCUGUGGUACGUAGACACUGUGUUUUCAUUCUUCAUCCUGUCUUGUUUUUUUCCCUUCAGACUUCAGCAUAUUUCAUGGUCACUUAACAAACGUUUGUGUGAAACAGGGUGAAUAGAGACCCUCGGAAUCCAGCUCCAUGGCACACGUGGUUCAGGCGUGUGCUGAGCGGGGCUGCAGCCUGUUAUCUGCACAACGUUGUUUGAUAGUGGAAAUAUUUGUAUUUGUUCUUAAAGUGUUUCAUGAUUCAAAUUUUGUAUGUUUAAUUAAAACACUGCAUAAUAUCCAUGGGUUCAGAAACUAUUAAAAUAAUCAAACAGUUA